Molecule: messenger RNA, 1245 nt
Organism: Gloeophyllum trabeum ATCC 11539
Lineage: Eukaryota; Fungi; Basidiomycota; Agaricomycetes; Gloeophyllales; Gloeophyllaceae
Product: GroES-like protein
Exons: 5
Coding region: 1-1245 (414 amino acids)
Molecular function (GO): oxidoreductase activity, acting on NAD(P)H
Source: RefSeq, a predicted model, not a curated record
AUGACUCGACAGAAAGCGCUCCUCCUUCAGGAGAAGCAUGGUCCGUUCGCGGUUGCUGAGAAAGACAUACCCAGACCGGGCCCCGGAGAAAUACUGGUUAAGGUCGAGGCGGCCGGCUUGAAUCCAGUGGAUUGGAAGAUACAGAAGUACGAUAUCCUGGUCGACUCCUACCCAGUCGUUCUCGGCGGAGACAUCGCUGGCACGGUAGUAGAGGUAGGGGAAGGUGUUACCGAAUUCAACGAAGGCGAUACGAUGUGCGUGCGGGGUGGAUUUCAGCAUUAUGCCAUCGUCGUGGCUGAAAUUGCUGCUAAGGUACCUUCAAGGAUAUCACUUGAAGAAGCUGCGUCUGUGCCUCUUGCCUUUGUGACGGCGGCAUUCGGCUUGUACGGGUCCGGACGGGAAGGCGAGACAUCCAGAACCGGACUAGCAGCACCUUGGCAGGAAGGUGGUCAAGGGAAGUACGAGGGUAAACCCAUCCUGGUAUUGGGAGGAGCCUCGUCAGUCGGACAAUAUGUGAUUCAGCUCGCGAAAUUAUCCGGCUUCUCACCUAUCAUCACUACCGCGUCUCCACAUAGUGAAAAUCUUUUCAAGUCGCUAGGUGCAACUCACGUUAUAGAUCGCCGGGCACCGUCUGAGCAGCUUCAGGCAACUAUCUUUCCGAUGUUAUCAUCGCCAUUGCUCCAUGUAUACGACGCGAUUAGUCUCUGGGAAACUCAGCGGAUUGGAUACGACAUGCUGGCGCCUGGCGGCAGCAUCAUCGUUGUCCUCGACCGUGCCAUACAAAUUGACGAACAUUCAGACAAAAGGUUCGUUCGUGUUGUUGGCAAUGCGCACGAUCUGAGUCAGAGGAACGACGCGCGAGCCAUCUUCUCUCACCUGCCCGUAUUGCUUGAAUGCGGGGAUAUCAGGCCAAACCCUAUUGAGGUCCUUCCGGACGGCUUGCGAGGAGUCAUACGGGGUUUGCAGAGGCUGGAGGAGUCAGCGGGCUCAAGCUUGUUGCUCGUCCGCAGGAUACUGACUGAGCUUCAUCUGUCAGGCUCAGCCUCAACUGGCCACCGAAUCCAGUGUUGCGCGACCUGCGCAGUAUCCAUGGACGUUGAGAACCGAAUGAAGACAUUGACCAUGUUUGUUGUAUCUUGCUCCUGUUCAAUGUCAGGCUUUCGAACGAUGGCCAGACAGACGUUCCGGAUAUCCCCGUGUCACAGAGAAGUCUCUACUAGUACCCGAGUCUCAACGAGGUUCUGA